Colletotrichum godetiae is the source of this 3010-nucleotide messenger RNA. RefSeq lists its product as uncharacterized. Gene Ontology annotation, biological process: protein phosphorylation. Bases 250 to 2736 code for a protein of 828 amino acids. Lineage: Eukaryota; Fungi; Ascomycota; Sordariomycetes; Glomerellales; Glomerellaceae. The record is from RefSeq and is a predicted model, not a curated record. The transcript is spliced from 5 exons. Gene Ontology annotation, molecular function: ATP binding; protein serine/threonine kinase activity.
AGAACAACGCCACUCUAUACGCCAUCGACGUUCCAGAAGAGCUUGUUGGGCGUCAUCUUCAGGAGAGAAUGGCAUCAGCCAAGAUAGAAAGACAAGGAGAGGGGAGAAAUGGCAAGGGUCUGGCAAGUCUUCUCCAAAGCAACUCCUAGAAUGGAAUACUAGCUUACCGAAUGUCAAUCACAGACAUAUCGCUUCGCAUUGAAACAGUUCAGACCACACAAGCAUGAACAUUUCCUCAAUGAGAUCAAUAUGUUUAGCAAUCUUGAACAUGAGGAAGGAAUGAUUCAAUACAUCGGAUGGUUCGGGAGUUUCGAACUCGGCGAUGAUGGUGCCAAACAAGAAUACUUCAACAUUGUGCUUGAGCUUGCCGACUUCGACUUCUACGAGGCGGUGAUGAGGCUAUCACCGCCAAUAUCGUCGGAGGAAAUCCAUGGUUUUUGGGAGUCCAUGUUUGAGAUCUCGAAGACACUGGCGUCUAUCCACACAAUCACGAUCGACAAGCUGAACUUUUGGACAUGGCACGGAGACAUCAAACCGGAAAACAUUCUGAGAGUCAACGAUCGCUUCAAACUAGCCGAUCCUGGUGAAGCAAGCAUGUUGCUCAAGAACUCGGGUACGCCGUACUUACCUCCUUCGAGAUCAUUAGGAGGUACAAGAACUUAUGCGGCACCCGAAAAGACAGCUUACUUGGAUGACAUCAGCACCAAGAUGCCGAAGGUUACUCCAGAAAGUGAUGUUUGGUCUCUUGGAUGCGUCCUGUCAGUUGCUGCGACCUAUGUGGUUCUUGGGACUCAAGGAGUUCUGAUCUAUCAACGGCUUCGUCGUCAGGACACUCAGAAUGCCAGAGGAAGAAUGAGUGACGCUUUUCAUGACGGCGAGCGUGUCUUACCCGAAGUUCUUCACUGGCACCAGUAUCUCCGCGAAGCAUCAAGAAAGACAGACCCGUACACGUCCGCAAUCUUGGACAUGGUCGAUGGCCAUAUGCUUGUACCCGGAGACAGUCGGCAGACUGCAAAAAAAGUAUGCGCCAGCUUUAAAAGCAUUCUCGCGAAGAACGAUACCCGCCCUUCCAAGGUACCCCCUGGCUUGCAACAUAUGCUUCAAAGCAUUGAACUUGAGGUCGAACGUUCUUCAGAACACAAGUCGGGGAUUAAGAGAAUUGACUCGGACGAUAUCACGAAAACGAUGGAGCCCAUCGACUUACCCUUACCCGAAAUCGAGUUUGAAAGUCGGAAGAAGUUGCUGGAUCAAGCCAUCCAACCAACGGCCCAACGACCACGCACCACCCGUGGAUCCCCGAGCCAGUCACCACACCCAGCGGUGAGAUAUCCUGUGCAGAGUGCGGAUCGACAAGGUAGUCUGCACUCUCACACUUAUGGAUACGCAGACCCUUCACGAAGAAACUCCGCAAUCUCACCUUUGAGCCAUCCAGUCGGCGUCCCUUCAUCUUCAUUCUACUCGGAGUCUCCCAGUUACCGGUCAAGAAGUCCGAUACGACGCGAACCUGUCAAGGCUUCUCAAGUAAAACAAGAGCUGAAGAAAGUAGGGCUCAGGUUCAAACCGUCACCGAAGAGUCUCAGUUCACUCAUUCAACGACAGAAGACUUCCGUCAAAGGGAAAACUUCCAACAGCAAGGAAAGCCUAGACGCCCUGACUGAAUUGGACUCUCGGCUCGAGGAGGAAUACAAGGGCCGUGAUAUCGUCUUCCUCGUGGACAAUGGCACGACUAUGCGUAAGUGGUGGUCUUCAGUCAUCGACCUACUAGAGGUCAUGGUAUGGCGAGCGCUAGCGUACGACGACGACGGGAUGGAGAUGUACUUCACCAACCCCGACACGAAUCCAAGAGCCAUCGUCAGAGGCAGUAAGUCUCAGUCGGUUAAGGAUUUCACCAAGGCACUAGAGUUUGCAGAGCCCGAAGCAGCCAAUUCCCCCACAUCCGCGGUCGAAACCACCAUUAUCCCUGAGCUCGAGCGGAUCAUCAACGACUACACGAGAGCAAAGACCUCAAAGGAUGAACCACGGAAGAAGACCAUCAUUGUAUUGACUGAUGGUAUCUGGCAAGGUAUGCAUGAUGAAUACACCGUCGACACGUAUCUCAGAUCGACAUUUCAUUGUUUGAGAGAUCUGCAUGGAGACUUGACGUACAUUCAACCGGGCCAGCCGCAUAGUCGAAAGGAUGUGUCAGAAAUCAGACCUGUGACUAUUCAAUUUGUUCAGUUCGGCGACAACAAGAAGGCAGGAGAGCGACUACGCCGCCUGGACGAUGACUUAGCUAAAUACGGUUGCCCCGACCUGAUCGAUACGGAACACGCUGAAGGCGAUCUCUAUAAGAUGUUUCUCGGGAGCCUAUGCCCAGACAUCGAUCGCACUCUGAGAUACAGCAUUGGGCCUCAGUCUCAGUCUCCGACUUUCCAUGUCCCACCGGAGCAAGGUUCCGGCGAAUCCACAAACACUCUUAAUAUCCGGACCAACACGAUGCAUCAACAUCCGCAAGAAUCGUACAGCCUAGCUCCUCUACAGACCUCGCCUCUGGCGAUAUCACCCGUGGAUUUCUCUGUGACUCAUCAUGGAGGCUUCACGUCACCUGUUCCAAAUUACGAACUUCCUGCGCCGACUUCAUACGACGGCGCAUCUCACGCCGUAUCUCCCAUGUCACCUCAGCCUUCCUCUACGCAAAGGGAUGCACGGUGGCAAGUUGCUGGCCCGUCAUCAGGCAGUACAGCACCUCCGUGGUAACCGGCUGAAUCGAGUUCACCCAGCAGACAGCAUGAGCAGACACCCGGAUCACCGGUACCUGGCUCGCAAAUCUAGUCCUACAGACAUAUGCACUUUUAGUGUAUUAUUGCGGCGUAGUGGGUCAAUAACGCUUCAGGUUGAGAAGCAUUUGGGCGCAGACUGUAUUUUAGACUUUUUCUUUCGCUCUUAGGGUUCUUCCACGGAUGAGUGGACGGAGUUUGGAGGAUCUAUAGAGGGUGCUGCUUUCACCUCAACCCUUGACAAGGGCGUCGGU